Molecule: messenger RNA, 3333 nt
Organism: Pleuronectes platessa (European plaice)
Lineage: Eukaryota; Metazoa; Chordata; Actinopteri; Pleuronectiformes; Pleuronectidae
Gene: hap1
Product: huntingtin associated protein 1
Exons: 14
Coding region: 674-2653 (659 amino acids)
Biological process (GO): neurotrophin TRK receptor signaling pathway; neurogenesis; anterograde axonal transport of mitochondrion
Cellular component (GO): dendrite
Molecular function (GO): signaling receptor binding
Source: RefSeq, a predicted model, not a curated record
UAAAUGAUUGCCUUGUUUUCUUCACAGUAAUCUUAGCCUUCAAUCCUAUUGAUUCUGUUUCCUCCAUAAGACCCCUGUGGGGUGGGAGUGGCUCAGUCUGCGGCAGGAUUACGCAGACCCCUCUCUCUCUGUCUGGUGUGACGUAUGUACAGAAUAAGAGCAGCCAUUGGCACAGGCGGAACCUACCAUCUUCAUCACUUCAGAGGGGUGGGUGGUGUCUGUGCAGCAUCCUUUUUAAAUGCAUCAGAUUUCCCAUUCUGAAUAUUUUUUUCAUUUAUAACCAUUAUAUAAUAUGCUCCUGCGCUUGGACAAAGCCAGUGUGAUCAUUAGCAGCUUUAGUUACUCACAGUUUAGAGUUUUCUUCCUCCUUCACCCCUCCUCCUCUUCCUCCCCUCUUCUCCUACCCGGUAGUCCAACGUGGCCAGGUGAACGGAGGCAGGCAUGACGACAGAUGGCCCGUACAGUCUGAGGGAUUAUUUAUUAACACCAAGCAGCUCACAUUCUCUUGCACACACAAACACAGGUGUACACACCCACUAACGUAGACCAGCGGACUCUGUUUUCACAUAUACACAGGGCAGCAGGACGAUGGCUGGGACACAGCUGCUAGGACACAGCACAGCCAGCACACAGUAGAAGAACAAGGGAGUCAGAAGAAGAAGGGAUUUAACUGAUGGACGGAGACGCAGAGGGAAGUUUCUCUGCGGUCACAAUGGAGGUGUGGAGCUCCUCUGCCUCUGAGGAGGAGGAAGAGGACAAGAGCACGUCCAGUCUUGUGGAUGAAGUAGUGCACGAGAAGAUUUGCCUGAACAGCAACAACAAUAACAAUAAUAACAACAACAAAGACGGUCUUUGCAGGGAGGUGUCACAAGUGCUGUGCUCAGACAGAGUGGGCCAGGUCACCAAGACGUAUCAUGACAUUAAGGCGGUCACCCACCUGCUGGAGGAGAAAGAGCGGGAUCUGGAGUUAGCGGCACGUAUCGGUCAGUCUCUCCUGAAGCAAAACCAAGAACUAACGACACGCAAUGAAAUACUGGAUGAACAGCUUGAAACUGCAAAGGAGGAGAUUGCACAACUCCGUCACGAGCUCUCGAUGCGGGACGACCUCCUUCAAUUCUACGCGAGCACUGAAGAGACUGAGAACGCGGAGUCGCUCUCACCGAUUAAAAGGAAUGAAUCGUGCAGUUCUCUCACCAACUUUGUCCACUACGACUUCCUGCAGCAGAAACUGAAAGUUUUAGAAGAGGAUAACCGGAAACUAAGAUUAGAGGCUCAUGAGCUCACUACAGAGACGACCAACUACGAGGAGCAAGAGCAGGAGCUGAUGAUGGUGUGCGUGGAGGAGCUCUCAUCUGUCAACAAGCAGGUGGUUGACCUCUCAGAUGAGCUGGCACGGAAAGUAGAGGACACUCUCAGACAGCAGGAGGAGAUCAGCUCCCUGCUCGCUCAGAUUGUGGACCUGCAAGCCCGCUGCAAAGGGCUCUCCCAUGAGAACGAGGGCCUGAACCAGCAGCUGAGUGCCUCCCGUGAGAGUCAGAUCAAACUUAAAUCAGAGCUCAAGGACCUGCAGGACAAGUACUCUGAGUGUGGCGACAUGCUCCACGAGGCCCGAGAGGACAUUAAAAACCUGCGGAACAAGAGCGUGCCCAACAGCACGGUGCAGCGCUACACCGCACUGGCCUCUGUCCUGCCAAUGGACUCACUGGCAGCUGAGAUAGAGGGCACUUUCCGCAAAGGCCUGGACACCCCGGCUCCGUCAGAAUACAAGAACCACCCGUGGCGUGUGUUUGAAACAGUGAAGGUGGUGAACAAGGUGGGGAAGCUGCGGUCUCUGUGCCAGUCUCCGGCCCUCCCAGGCUCCAGCCCGGUGUCGGCUCGCUCCAGUCAUACCAGCACCCCCCGAACGAGCUACUAUGGCUCUGAUAAUGCCAGCUUCACCCUGGAAGAGAAACACAGCUCCACUCCAGCUCAGAAAGAGGACAACAGUGUUGUUGGGCCAAAGCGUCUGGGCCAGCCGGGCACCCCAGGGGGCCAGGACCUGGAAGCAGCUUUGCGCAGCCUGUCGGCCCGCCAACAGAGCCACUCCUCCGAGCGGCCUUUCUUCGAAGUGGAGCGUGAGCGUAAACUCCGUGCCUUGGAAGCAAACUGCGAGGACGGCGAGGUCUCCAGUGGCUUUCUGACGCCAAACAGCCUGGGGUCCAGCCCGGCCACAUCGACAGGCACCAACUACUCCAACGGCAGCUCACGGCCCUCCUGUGGCUCCUCGGCAGGAUCCAGGUCUUACCUGCCAGACCGCCUGCAGAUCGUCAAACCUCUGGAAGGCUCUGUGACUCUGCAUCAGUGGCAGCAGCUGGCCAAACCAAACCUGGGCGGCAUCCUGCAUCCGCGUCCGGGCGUCCUGACCAAAGACUUCAGGGAGCUCGAGGUGGACAUACAGCACGUCUACAGCCUGAACGACCUGGAGGAGGAUGAACCCGACCUGUCACAGCUCUCAGGAGCGCACGCCAUGGCCUCUCCACCUGGUCCCAACCUCCCUCAGACCUCUCCCCCACAUACCAUUACCACCCGCCAAGUCCUCCAACCCUCCCUCCUCAUCCCCUCCUUGUCUGCUAGUGGCAGAAAACGUCUGUCGAGGCUCUUUCUCCAGCUCUAGAAGGAGCAUUCGGGGCAAAGUAAGAGUCGGGGUGGAUUUACAGUGAAUGCUCAGUAAAUGUCUCGGAUAUCAACCACAGUUGCACUGUACCCUGUUUGUCUGACUAAAUAGUGUCUUGGUUAACAUUUGAAGAAGUUGUUUAGCCUUGAUUUUCACUAAGGAAGACUUUGUAUAACGUCUGAAAUUCCAUUUUCAAUGACCUAAUGUUCCUGGCUAUUUCAUGAAAAAGCAUGUACAUACUUACUUCUUACUAACCCUUUGUGACACAGAGUUGUUUAAAGCUGCUUUUCGACAUGCAAUGAACUCUGGAUAGUUUCCUUGCAUCGUCCGGACAGGCUGUAUUUAAGAACGCAAAUGUCCGAGUGAGAGGCUCCAGACAUUCUCUGGAGUUUUUACAAGGCUGCUGGCGGAAGAAACUCUAGAUAAUGUCCAGAGCCUCUCAAUACAGCUGGAGAUUCUCUGGAGCAUCCACCGCGAGCGAGUGGGAGUGUUUAUGACGUUUCUAACAAACGACAGAUGCAAAAAUGGAAAAGCAAGAAGAAUCCAAAUAUCUCAGGAUGAAAAAGCAGUGCCACACACAUAGACGACACAGAGGAGGAUGUCAAGAGAGCGUUUGGUGAUAAGGGCAGAUGUCGGUGUCAAUGUGCUGUCAACAAAAAUAAAUGAUAUCCUCAGAUGAA